AUGAGUAGUGGCAGUUCUGCGUCGCGCAAGGGCACGCGGCGAGCAUGCGAUCCUUGCUCUGUCAGGAAAGUGCGCUGCGACGGCAACCAACCCUGUUCCCGAUGUGAAGCCGCAAGCUGGGAAUGUACCUUUCUUAAGACGCAUGGGAAAUCCGGCCCCAAGGGCCCUCGUCGAACAACAGAAGCGGCUAUCAGGAGAUUGCAAGAGCGCAGCAAGAGCAGUCAAGAUGGCAUUGGGUCGAGGAGUAACAGCGAGGCAAGCUUCGAUCCGGGAAGUCCGAGCCCUACCGAAUACACAUACAUCGAUCAACUGCCAUCUAUAGACGACGUUGGAAUCGAGUCAUUAGGAUGGCCUGAUACCAUGGGUCCCGCGUUGCCAACCGUGUCAAGCCAACCUCAACGGAUCUCUACGUCCUGUAUCUCCCAAUACCUGGAUGUCUACCAGACGCGAGGAUACGGUAUCUGGCCUGUCGUUGAUGCGGAGGCCCUGACCGCACGUCUCCUCACUCAUCCGGAUGACGUGGAAGCUUACGCUCUGGCCACCGCCAUUUCGGCUGCCGUUGUAAGCCAGUUCUCUAUCGACGCCGAGCCAGGCAGCCCAGUCGAAGGACACUACCGUGUUUCAAGUGGUGUCUUCGAUGCAGAGGCGAGGCGUAUGCGCGAUGUAGGCGACCACCUAGAACACACGACAUUCUUUUCGAUACUGGGUAGUUUUUUUCUACACGUCUAUUCUGCGAAUAUCGGCCGAAUGAACGCCUCAACUGUUUACCUGGGAGAAGCGAUUACGAAAGCACAUGUCCUCGGGCUGCACAAGCCUUCUUACUACGAGUACAUGAGCCCUGAGCAGGUGCAACAGAAUUUGAGACUUUAUUGGCUUCUGUUCAUCACCGAGAGAGCCCAUUCGAUACAGCACGAUGUACCCACAACACUGAAGCGAGCGCCGGACCUACCGCCAUUGGAAAAUCUGAACGACGGUUUGGUCACUCCAGCGUUCAUACAGCUCUGCCGCCUCUUCAACAUCUUGGACGUUACCAUUACAGCGGAUCCUUCGUCAGCUAGGAGCGCACUUGCACUGGCUCAGCAGGAACUCAGUAGCGAUGAAGCGCCGCUAAGCCUUGAGAACGAGCUGCAACGGGCUGACAUAUCUAUGACACAGCAGUGGAUGCGUAUCUUUUUAUGGCAGCAUGCACUCAACGUCACAAACCUGAGCAGCAUGCACAACGAUAACGAAUUCUCCUUUUCAUUCCCAGCACAAGUUGCGCAGAACGUUCUAUCGAAUCUGAGUAGCCUGUCUCAGCAGAGUGUAGAGGCUCAUGGACCAGGCAUGGAGUCGAAACUCUUCGAUGUUGCCAACUCACUAGCGGACGUGAUGAUUAUCAUGCCUGCCAUGAACCAUGAAUCGCAUUUCGGCAUUGGCCCACGUGAUCUCAUCCAUUCUCUUUCGCAGGUCCUUUCCAGCUUCCGAGGCGGAAAUCCCGCGGUUAUCAGCAUCCUCCAGGACAAGUUGACGCAGCUCGGUAUGACAGUCGGCUCACCCCAGAAGCUGCUCGAGCUGUCUUCACCAGAGGAAGAGAAGGAUGAAUGGCACGGUGAACGGUCGAUGUCCGCGCCUUCCACCUACAGCCCGUCGUAUCCUUCCGGUACACCGAUAUCGCCAUAUCCUCCUAACAUAAACAUCGGCAGUCAAUCUCCUCCGUUUCCUUCCAACAUGAGUAUAGACAGCCAUUACUGA
This is a messenger RNA of Boeremia exigua, 1731 nucleotides long. RefSeq lists its product as uncharacterized. Bases 1 to 1731 code for a protein of 576 amino acids. The record is from RefSeq and is a predicted model, not a curated record. The transcript has 2 exons. NCBI's taxonomy places the organism in Eukaryota, Fungi, Ascomycota, Dothideomycetes, Pleosporales, Didymellaceae. Gene Ontology annotation, molecular function: DNA-binding transcription factor activity, RNA polymerase II-specific; DNA binding; zinc ion binding. Gene Ontology annotation, biological process: regulation of DNA-templated transcription; DNA-templated transcription.